Strongyloides ratti is the source of this 972-nucleotide messenger RNA. RefSeq lists its product as hypothetical. The transcript has 4 exons. Bases 1 to 972 code for a protein of 323 amino acids. Lineage: Eukaryota; Metazoa; Nematoda; Chromadorea; Rhabditida; Strongyloididae. The record is from RefSeq and is a predicted model, not a curated record.
AUGGUAAACAAAGUAGAAUGUUUAAGUUAUUAUGCUGCUCGUCAAGCAGCUAUAACUCUUUUUAAUGCUAAUGUUCGUUGGAGAAAACUUUCUGAUGUCAAAAGAAAGUUAAAAGAUUUUCUUUAUAAAGAAAAAAAAUUACCAACAUUAAUGAUAAGUCAAAUUGAUUUUAUAAAUGAGCAAAUAUUAAGAGAAGUUCAAAGAUGGCAUGACAAACAUUUAAAGAUAUUUCCUGAAAAUAUAAAAAACAAUCCAAGUGGUUCAAAAAGAUUGUUUCAUCCUUCAGAACAUUUAAGAUUAUUUUAUCCACGAUUAAUAUGGAAAGAAAAAAUUAUUGAAAUUGACGACUAUAAGACAGCUAUAGAAAUUGUUAAGAAUGAAUGCCAAAAUUGGACAUUAAUGGAAUUCCAAUUUGCUGCAUGUUAUAAUAUGAUUAAUAUUAUGGAAAAUGAAAAUAAAUAUGACAAAGUACGUCUACGUACAUUACGUCAACAACUUUCAGAUCAUCCAGUAUAUGAUUUUUGGCUUACCUUAUUAGAAGAUUCAAAUAUGUGGAGAGUAUUUUUUAAUAGAGAAGCAAGACUUUUACGCCAAAAAAGCAGAACAUCCAAACAUUCAAGCCUAGCAAGAUUAACUUGGGACUGUUUUUAUGAAAAAAUAUAUAAAGCUACUUUAGAUAAGGAUGAACAAAGUCUUCCAGAUAGAGCAGAAAAUUAUAAUAAAUUGUUGAUGUUAUUACAAAAUUGGUGUCCUAUAUUAAGGCAAGCUAUGUUAGCAAGAGAAAAUUAUAGAGCUAUAUCUGAUAUGUUUAGAUACAGAAGACAAGAAGAACUUGAACUUUUUACAGAUUAUCUUAAUAGAAGUCAACUAACUGAGGCCAUAAAAGUUGUUGAUAAAAUAUAUGAGAAAAAAAGAAGUGCUAGCAAUUCUAAUUUGAGAGAAAUUGUCAUUAGAAGACAAGCAACAGUUUGA